AUGCAUCUCACAUCGAACCGCUGUCUCCUCGCGAGCACCCUGCUCGGCGCAGCACUCGCCUGCGCUCAGGACGACGAUUCCCAGCAGGAUCCGUACGCGCCCGUCUACGGCCAAUGCCCUGACGGCCUGCGAGUGAGAGCUGCUUCAGAAGGACUUUCAAAGCCGGAGUCGUCAUGGAAAGCGAGCCGCGGCGAAAAGGUCAUCCCGGCGCUGAGCAGCUACCUGACGUUGGCCAACAUCGACGGCUUCAACGUCCAGGACUACAUCCAGAAGCUCAACACCACAAGUUACCCCGUUGUCGGCCUUUCCGUCUCGGGAGGAGGCACGCAGUCGGGUGUCGGCGGUCUCGGCAUCUGGCAGGCCUUUGACGCUCGCAACCCAGCUGCGGUGCAGGCCAAAACGGGUGGUUUGACGCAGGUCUUGUCGUACAUUACUGGUCUUAGUGGCGGAGGAGCUCUCACAGUCAGCACCCUUGCCGCCAACGACUUCGUUUCCAUCGCAGAACUCAGAAAGGCGAUCAACUUCACCGUCGACUACACCAAGGGCAAGGAUGACAACCAGGACCAAUACCUUCAGGACAUCUUCGAGGAUAUGGGCGCAAAGGCGGAGCAAGGCCUCCCCGUCUCCGUUGCUGAUGCCUUUGGAAAGUUCUGGGCCGUCUAUCUGCCAGAGAACAAGACAUACGGCAAUUUCUCCGAUCUCACGGCUCAGAACACCGUCUUCUCCCGCGGAGAGGCGCCAAUGCCCAUCCUUGCCCUCUCCGAGGUCAUCCCAGGCCAGUCGCCUAGCAUCCAGAACAUCAUGUGGCCCGGCCGCAACGCCACCAAUGGCUUCAACCUCACUUCCUACGAAGUCACGCCGUUCGAGUUCGGAAGCUGGCGCGGUGGCAGAGUGCAGGCGUUCAUGCCAACCAUGUACCUCGGCACGUCCAUGUCGAACGGGACGGCGCAGAACAGCAGCGAGUGUGUGAUGGGCUUCGACAAGUACACCUUCCUGCAGGGGUCUACGGCUGAUGCUUUUGAUGCCUGGUUCAUCGAUGACUGGUAUGGCGUCCCGACGUUUGCGAAGCGAGAGCUGGAGAGCAGACAGACGGCUUCGAACAACAUCACAGUGCCUCCUGGAAAGGAGGGGAACGGUGAAGUUGAGCUUGUCAUCAAUACCGCCCAAAACUUCAACCAGUCGUUCAACGACUCGCUAUGGGCUACGUACCCGAACCCCUUCGAGAACAUGAACCCAGCCAUGCAAAACGUUGAUAACCUUCUUCUGCUUGAUGGAAGUAUGGCGGGCGAGACCAACCCGAUCCGACCCCUCAUCAUCCCCGAACGCCAAGUCGACCUCGUCAUCGUCUACGAGGCCUCCUCCGACUCGCUCAUGUACAACUGGGUCAACGGCACGAACCUCGUCAACUCCGCCCAGUCCGCCGCCCAGGGUAACAUCCCCUUCCCCAAGGUCCCCGACGUCAACACCCUCAUCACCAUGAACAUGACCAGACAGCCCACCUUCUUCGGCUGCAACGACACAGCCCCGACCCCGCUCGUCCUUUACCUGCCCAACUCCCCCUGGUCCGGCUACAUCAACUACACGUACACCAAGUCCUCCUUCACGGACAACGAGUUCGACCUCACCGUCGACAACGCCUUCCAGCUCGCGACCUACGGUAACGGCACCAUCGACGCCGCAUGGCCCGCCUGCCUCGCCUGCGCGACCAUCCGCGGCAGUCUCGCGCGGCUCGGGAUGGCGCUGCCGCAGCAGUGCCAGGACUGCUUCGCGAAGCACUGCUGGAACGGGAUGAUGUCGACGGCGCAGGUGACGGCCGAUGAUACGGAUCUGGUUCUGAGGCUGAACUCGAGCUUGUCUUACCAGGAGUGGAAUCAGACGUACUGGUCGAGCCAGACGAGUACGGGAGGUGGGAGCGGCGGCGGCGCCAGUGGUGGAAGCGGCGGUGGUAGCGGCACUGGCACGACUGGAGCUACUCCCUCUGCCUCAGGUAACCCCAACGGAGCGUCGAGCACAGCGGAGAUUAGCAGAGCUGCGUUUGCCGUCACUGUGGCUUCUCUCAUUGCCUUGAUAGCUUUGCUGUAG
Molecule: messenger RNA, 2082 nt
Organism: Colletotrichum chrysophilum
Lineage: Eukaryota; Fungi; Ascomycota; Sordariomycetes; Glomerellales; Glomerellaceae
Exons: 4
Coding region: 1-2082 (693 amino acids)
Biological process (GO): glycerophospholipid catabolic process
Cellular component (GO): cytosol
Molecular function (GO): A2-type glycerophospholipase activity
Source: RefSeq, a predicted model, not a curated record